AUGAUCCUCUGUACAAGCCACACAGCCCCCCUGCCAGGGUUAUUUUUCCGCGCCGGCGCUGCCGUUCCGACCGUCCGCUCGUUUGCGCGCGCUCUCUCUCUCUCUCUCUCUCUCUCUCUCUCUCUCUCUCUCUCUCUCUCUCUCUCUCUCUCUCUCUCUCUCUCUCUCUUACCUCUGGGUUGUCGGCAGCACCAUUCGUCAACAACUGCUCUCUCUCAAAACUCUCUCCUCUACAAGCUCUCUCUCUCUCUCUCAAGCUCUCUCAAGCUCUCUCAAGCUCUCUCAAGCUCUCUCUCUCAAGCUCUCUCUCUCAAGCUCUCUCUCUCAAGCUCUCUCUCAAGCUCUCUCAAGCUCUCUCUCUCAAGCUCUCUCUCUCAAGCUCUCUCUUUCAAGCUCUCUCUCUCAAGCUCUCUCUCUCUCUCUCUCUCUCUCUCUCUUGACAAAGUCUACCAGGCCAUCUCUCUUGUGCUUGAAAGACGCUCGGCAAACAUGGGUGCCCAAUGCAGCUCGGCUCGCAAUGCGGAUGUCAGGGGUGAGGAUCCUCAAGAUGACGCCACGCCCACUACCAUAGCUCAGGUCACAAACACCAAACUCGGCGCAAAGGAGCGGGAUGCUGCAGCCAAAGGCUCGGCCGCUGCAAAACUGGCUCGAGCAAACAAGCAAGCUGUCGUGCCCUUGCCCGCAUCCGAGGAAGCUCGCGUAGCACAAUGCAACGCCUUUUGGAAAGCGCUCACCAAGAAUCAAAAAAGCGAGACGGAUUCCUUUUUUGCCGCGCCCAAGCCCGAUCCGAAACAAUACCCGCUGGAAAAAUACACCAUGUUGCAACGCUACUAUGAUGGCCUAGUCCGGUUGCGGGACGACAUUCUCGUCGCCAAAUUCCCGCUCCUGGCCCUGACAACAGAUACCUUUAUGGGCCUGGACAAGCUUUCUGCUUAUGAGGAGAUGCAAGACCAGCUCAUUAACAUCAGCGACAUGACGCCCGAGGACCGCAAAAAACACUACCUCAUCUUCCUCUCCCACCAAUGGACCGGAGGCACGCACCCAGAUGUGGACGGCUCGCAGCUCGCCAUCAUGAAGCGGGCUGUCCAGGCCUCUUGCGAGCAGCGAAAAAAACGCGUCAAGCAGCGGAAGGUGCUGAUUUGGGUGGAUUAUUGCUGCUUUCCACAGGCCGACACCAGUGAGGCACGAGCCGAACAGCAAAAGGCCAUUGACAGUCUGUGCGCAUACGUGCGGCAAGCGGACGACUUUGUGGCCGUGACGCCAGACGUGGAAGAUCAUUUCGAGGCGCGCCGGGCUGCUACGGGGCAGACGCGGCUGUCGCGUGAUACCUACCUGCAGCGCGGAUGGUGCACGGUGGAAUGCCUGGCCCGCGCCUGCGUGGGCCAGCAUGCCAAUUGCACGCAGACGGGCGACGAUUUUGAAGUGGUGGGCGGCGGCAUGGUCGAGGCCUCGGGCAACAGCGUCUACGGGUUUGAAUUUGGGGACGUGACAUCCAAACUGUUCCCCACGGAAAAGGACUUUACCUGUUGCUUUCUAGAACACCCCAAUGGCAUGGCAUGCGACAAGAGCCGCAUGGCCAACCUUCUUCUCGGCUGCUAUGCCCUGGCCGUCACAUCCCAGAUUGCGCAGGGUGGCUUGGAAAACUUGGUGACGGCAAGCACGACAUCUAAUAUUUCACACUUUCUCAUGUCGCCGUACAUCAAGGACCCACUGAUCGGCAUUGGCUUUGCUGGUCAAUUGCACUCUAACCUACACCGUCUGCUACCAGAACAAUGGUGUGCUUCAUCCCUCGCGACGUUGAAGUCCAUGUGCGGCCCGCCUUUGAGCCUGAGUAACCAUUCAUGGAGCAUGCAAUCCAAUGUGGCAUCGGAUUUCAUGGCCCUGCUGCUGGCUGCAAGUCGAUGUGGCCUCUUGCUGCGCGACCCCGAGCAGCGACGGCCCUUUGAUCCGUUUGGCAAGAUUGAAGACUUUGACUCGGACUCGGACGAAAAACCUUGGUAACAAUGUCAUAUUGAGCAUGAGAGUUGCACACGUGGAGAAGAUAAAAUGAUUGUAAACCAGCUGGGCGAGGCCUGGGAGGCAGGCGUGACACCUGAUCAUCAACAGGCUGGUCAACAGGGUGCAGGCGAUGCUUCAAAUUCGAUCCAACCC
Molecule: messenger RNA, 2151 nt
Organism: Monosiga brevicollis MX1
Lineage: Eukaryota; Choanoflagellata; Craspedida; Salpingoecidae
Exons: 4
Coding region: 1-2001 (666 amino acids)
Source: RefSeq, a predicted model, not a curated record